UGUCAUGCCCACAAGGUAGACACGUCAUCGAUUGACAUCUUGAGAGGGAAAGGGAAUGGGUUGGCUUGACAGCCACUCAAGUCGACAUCAUCAUCCAUACCUCAUCAUGGGCACUGCCACAACACCUUCUACCAUCCUCUAUAAUCAUUCAACCCACUGGCAUCACCAUUACCUGCAGGAGGAAUCUCACCAGCAGUGUCUCACCCUGAGAGCCCUCCUCAGACUGAGCGAGCGAGACGCCCGACCUCUUCUUCCGCCUUAGCCGUACGACACCCACACACACGAGGUGGCUCAUCGGUCUGCAGGAGGCCCUCCUUCAUCCUGGACCGCGGGAAGCUUAGUCUGUUUGCAUGGUAAUGAGGCCUUCACUUCAUGUGCUUCAGUGUAGGACAUUGGUGGUCAAGAUGUCAGACAGUGAUGACGAGUCGAACGUGGUCGCAGUCGGGCAUCGUCAGGUGUUGCACUCACUCAGCCAUUACCUUCAACAUAAGAAUAUCAGACGGUGUGGGUGUGGCCGCCACUGCCCUGGGUGCGACUUUGGAAGGCUUUGCUGGUGGGCCUCCAGCAUAAUGUAGCAUUUAU
Molecule: messenger RNA, 582 nt
Organism: Cryphonectria parasitica EP155
Lineage: Eukaryota; Fungi; Ascomycota; Sordariomycetes; Diaporthales; Cryphonectriaceae
Exons: 1
Coding region: 107-262 (51 amino acids)
Source: RefSeq, a predicted model, not a curated record